Messenger RNA from Zea mays, 1328 nucleotides. Its product is annotated as reticulon. The record is from RefSeq and is marked provisional. Lineage: Eukaryota; Viridiplantae; Streptophyta; Magnoliopsida; Poales; Poaceae. Gene Ontology annotation, biological process: response to bacterium.
AGGAAAGAAACAGAAUACAAAUUCCAUCUCAAACUCGGUGUUGUCGUUCCCUUGGCGGCUAUUCCUGGUGCUCACGUCGCGGCGAUCUUGGUCGACGGCCACGGGCUGUGACAGAACGGUGGGCGAGGAGGAUGUUGGGGUAGACGGCAGCGUGGAUGGCAGAACGUGGGCGAGGGUUGGUGGGGAUGGAGGGAUAGAUGUGGAAGUUGACUCUGAACUUUUAAUAAAGUAGUAUAGAUUUGGAGUUGGAUGAGUGCUGCGGAUAGCCUGAUCCUGAUGCAACACGACGAAAGCAGGAUCACCGGAGUGGCACAGAUCUCACGUCCUGUGUCGUCGUCUGUCUCGCGCGUGUUCAAGAACUGAGCCCAGCGGGAUUGGAAAAAAGAUUCCUCGCCCAACCCUACCCCAGUCCCCAGGCGAUCUCGCAUGGCCACCGGACCGCGGUCUCUCCACGCCCUCCUCGGCGGCGGUGCAGUUGCCGACUUGCUGCUGUGGCGACGGAGGAACGCCUCGGCGGCAGCUGUGGUGGGCGCCACCACGGUCUGGUUCGUUUUCGAGCGCGCGGGGUACAGCUUCCCCUCCGUCCUCUCCAACGCCCUGCUCCUCCUCGUCGCCAUCCUCUUCUUCUGGGCCAAGUCUGCGUCGCUGCUCAACAGGCCUCUUCCACCUCUUCCUAAUCUUGAGGUCUCAGAUGCGAUUGUUGAAAAAGCUGCAAAUCAUGCUCUUGUAUGGAUCAAUAGGCUGCUGGCUGUUGGUCAUGACAUCGCCAUCAAGAGAGAUAGGAAAGUUUUUAUAAAGGUGAUACUGAUUUUGUGGGUGGUUUCAUUCAUUGGAAUGCUCUUCAAUUUUCUUACGCUUAUUUACAUUGGUGUAAUGCUUUCUCUGUUGGUUCCACCACUCUAUGAGAAGUACCAGGACCAGGUUGAUGAGAAGGUUGGUGUAGCGUACAGUGUACUAUCAAGGCACAUAGAUACCAUCAUUACCAGGGCUGGGCAAUCAGCCAAGCAGAAGAAGACUGAGUAAAAGAAACGUUUUGCUGUAUUGUGGAACAUCCCUGGUUGUCCAAUGAAGUUGACAGUGGGCCUUUCAUCUUUGACCCUCUAUUCCACUAAAAUGAACCCUCGAUAUGCUGAUAUGAGGUUUUGAUGUGCAUUACGGGAAAUGAGGUGGCUUGUGUAUUUCCUUUUUGGACAUGGGGUUUACUAUGGGUGCAUAUCGCACUCGGAAUGAUAUCGAGAAAUUGCGACUCGUACAUGCAAUUAUGCAGGCUGCUUGCUCUGUUAGUCAUAUGAUCUUUCCGUCAGUGAUUUUAAGUUUUAGGCUGCUCC